AGUCUUUGAAAAUUUGGCGUCCUUAUCGAACGUUUUUGGUCUUGAGGUAUGUUAUUGCCUAACGUUGUCAUUUGUUGUCUGUUGACAACUCCAAGAAUUAACACCAUUUAAUUGUAGGACUGUCUUAUGGAGACAUAUUCUCAACUAAAUCGUGCCCAGCUCAGUUAUGACUAUCUUCAUACCAACUCAACGACACAUGAAUUCCUUUUCGGUGCUAUUGCGGAACUUAUUGAUAAUGCACGUGAUGCUGGAGCAACAGAGUUAGACAUAUUCACAAUUAAAGACAGCUCUGUGCGUGGUAACUUUCUUCUCUGCUUUGCAGACAACGGCUGUGGUAUGACACCAGAUGAUGUGAAAAAUGUCAUAAUUUUCGGGAAGUCUUUAAAGAAGUGUGAGGAUACUGCCGCUAUUGGUAUGUAUGGAAACGGCUUGAAAUCUGGUUCUAUGCGCAUUGGAAACGACUUGGUUUUGUUUACUAAAAAGGAUGGUAUUUACACCUGUCUAUUCUUAUCAAGGACUUUUCAUGAAGAAGAAAAACUUGAUGAGGUAGUUGUCCCGAUGCCCUCUUUUAGAGGUCCUGAGAAGACCCCUAUCGCAGAGACUCCCGAGGAUAAGAAAAAACAUGACCUCGAAAUGCAUUUAAUCCUGAAGUACUCACCAUUCCGCUGCCUAAAGGAUUUCUAUGCACAGUUCGAUAAACUUAAAGAAAGUUCAGGAACCGUUGUGAUUAUAUAUAACAUGAAACUUCUUGAUCAUGGAGGACCUGAAUUAGAUGUCACUACAAACCCACGUGACAUUCUACUUAGUCCGGGACCAGAACAAGAAGAAACCGUUGAACCUGAUGCUGAGGUUAUGCUCCCACCAGAAAGACGUAGUCUUCGAGCUUAUGUGUCAAUUUUAUAUUCCGAUCCACGUAUGAAAGUAUAUUUACAAGGACGGAAAGUCCAAACUAAACGACUACUAGCAACAUUGCAUAGUACGAGAAAGUAUAAUUUUGCAAGCAAAACCUUUCGUACUAGAGCUGAAGCAGAUUUAGCAAAAGCUAAAAAUGAUGUGAGAAUAGCUGAACUUAGAGCUCAGGAGGCGGAAAGCAAAGCGAGGGAUUGUGAACUUCGUUACCAAGGUUCUGAGGAUCCCGAACAUUUGCGUCAAAUACGUCGUCUUCGAAACACCGCUGCCGACCUACGUGGGGCUGUAGCGAUGCGACAGAAUGUUGUCACGCGCAAACUAAAAUCAAUCAAGGAUCCGAAAACACUGACAUUCUAUUUUGGUGUAAAUGUUAUGAACCGCGCUUGUGAUGGUAUGUUUGUUUAUAAUUGUUCCCGUCUAAUCAAAAUGUACCAACGUAUUGGACCACAACAAGAUUCAAGUAUGAUGUGCCGUGGUGUAGUUGGGAUUGUCGAUGUACCCUAUAUGGUUCUUGAACCUACACAUAACAAGCAAGAUUUUGCUGAUGCUAAAGAAUAUCGUCAACUUAUGCGUGCAAUGGCGGAUCAUUUAAUGCAAUAUUGGGAUGACCUUGGGAUUGACAAAGAACAAGACAGUUUAAUACGAUUCUGGAAAAGUUUUGGCUAUCUAUCAGCACGCUGGAGAGACCCACCUAGUGUAGAGGAAAAAUAUGCUCGUCGUCGCUGUUGUUCUGUCUCCAUUUGUGUUCAGUGUGAUAAAUGCUUAAAAUGGAGAAUACUUCCAUUCUCACAGAGCCUUGUCGGACGCGAUGUUCCAGAUAAUUGGCAAUGUCGUGAUAAUCCAGAUCAUAAACAUAAAAGAUGUGAGGAUCCUGAAGAAGAUAUGAGUCCACCAAUGGGUGUCUUAAAGAGGAAAAUUAAAACUAAGGAACAAAGACAGGCAGAACUCGAAAAACAAAUCCGUAAAAAACAGGAAGAACUUGAACUUAUUCAAGAUCCUGAUGAUGAAAAAGCUGACGAUUCCAGUGCUACUACUCGUAGUGGUCGCUUAAGUGGCUCUGGGGGUUCAGCUCUCUCAAAAUCUCCUCGUAAACGCCCACAUCCGCCUCCAGCUAUCUCGGAUCUCCCCAACAAACGGUCUACUCAAUCCUCUUCCAUUUCUCGAGCAAUGACUGUUGCAGAUAAAAAACGUCAAGCUGGAUUGUCGUCAUCAAAUGGCCCUGUAUCGUUAUCAUCCCAAAAACGUACUGGUUUACCACUACCUACAAGUAACCAAAGACAACCACGCCCCAGUGGUCUAGUCCCUAAAGCUCAACAACGGAAUUCAACUACCCCUAAAGGUCGUAAAGUCACAACAGCAGAAAGUGAAAGCAGUGAAGAAGAGGAGACAAGUGAUGAUGAAGAAGAAGAAAUCUCUAAAUCUGUUCCUCGUAACAAACAAACUACAUCCUCCCUUCCAAAAGUAAAUAAUUCCAUUUCUGUAACUAAAAUCAAUACUUCACAAACCCCUGAAAAAAGUCUUCAGAAGACAACUGAUGAAUUAAAUGGCAAACGAUCAACUAAUAAAGAUAAAAGUCCCGCACACGAUUCUGUCACAAUGCACCAUCGUAAUCGAACAUCAAUAGAUCCAAACAACGGUGAUGCUACAUCUAUAGUAAAUAAGGAUCAAAAUAAAAACAAUGAUUCUAUAGGAAAUAAAUCGAAAGAAUUGAAUUCAACAGUUAACUCUUUAUCAUCCGAAGCUAAUACUGCAAUUAAUAAGAAGAUUCAGGAGAAAUUCAAGGUUUGUCUACGGUAUUUCCUACCCCCUGAAUGGCCAAUGGAAAAAGACCAAAUUCAUACCCUUACAGAUUCUGAUCUUGCUAGUUUUCCUUUAGAAGACUUCUUCGAUCGCUAUGAACAAGGUCUCCGAUCUCUCUUGGCCACUUUCCAACAAGAAACCAAAAUAUGCUCUGAUCGAUUAACUGAGUUACGAUUCAACGUUUGUGAACUAUUGAAAAAAUAUGAUCCUAGCUUCACUGAACCACUGAGCGACGGUGAAGAAGUUGACAAUUAUAUCAGAAAUUUCCUUAAUAAAAAUUAAUCUAAUUGUAAUAAAGGCAGCCAAACGUGUUUUUAGAAUUAUUGUUGUCAACAAGAUCAUUGUAUACCACUUUUUAUCUCUGAUGCAUUCAGUUUCUCCGAAUAAAUUCUCCUUUCCCUCUAAUUCCUCUAAUUUUGUAAUUUUCACAUGCUUUAUUCAUUCCUCUAUUAUUGGAGUGUAUAUGCAGCUAUUGUUAAAUACUGUUUAUUUAUAAACAUAACUACUUUGAACGAACACCUUAUCAUAUUAUUCUGAUCUUGUUGAAUCUCUCAAACGAUCCCUAAACUUCUUUGUGCAGAUUUUAUUGUCCUUCAGAACUACUACUAAUUUCACGCUUUAUUAUUUCAGAGGGGACUACAUACAUUUGUCUAUCUAGUACAUAAACAUUCUCUGUAUAUGUCUAUAGAACUUGUUAAUAAUCGUAAUCACUAUAAAGCAUUCUUUUUCACUCCACUGUCUUUGUAAUUAUUUCUCUCAUCCCAUCCAUUCAUUUCUUGUUGUCAAUCAUUUAGUCAAUGUAUCUUGAUUACAUGUUACUGAAUGGUUUCAUGAAAAAACGUCAAUCAUGUCAUGCAUUCAUCUCACGUUUAUAUUCCUUUAUUCAUAAAGACUUGUCCAAGACCACCAGUAACUACUAUAAUUACUACCACUGCUACUGGGAGAUACUCGUAAAUAAUCGAAUAAUUUGCCAUUAGCUUUAUCGCUGUACAGUCAUCACCAUUUUGUGUUACCCAUUUCCCCUGUCCUUUUCAUGUGUAAUCGUUUUCAAACUAAAGAGUAAGAGUUAUCCGAUAGUCUUUUUCCUUAUACACAUGUUUGACAUGCAUAAAAAUUUCGUAUGUUAAUACCUCAUAAUGAUACAAAUGUUUCCCGUGUUUUUUAUAAAAUUAAAUUAGUCAAGUAUGCUC
Messenger RNA from Schistosoma margrebowiei, 3899 nucleotides. Lineage: Eukaryota; Metazoa; Platyhelminthes; Trematoda; Strigeidida; Schistosomatidae. The record is from the annotation of a GenBank genome assembly.